CUGUUUAAGUGUUAUUUUCUCCUAUUCCAAGUUACUAGCUGAAAUAUCACGCAGGAAAGAGGUUUUAUCCCUCCGUCUUGCGAGGAUUUAAAGAGCAGCAUUACACUUGUAUUUCAUAUGACAUACACACACUACAUUACCUGAUUAGUUCAAAAGCUCUUCAAUAUCAAAAACCGAAAAAAUGGUCGUCGUCUUAACUUGGCGUGGUGCUGAGAUUCAUUCAGAGGAUGUGGCCAUCCUCGACAACACCCAGGCCUGGGUCAACGAUCACAUCAUCACCUUCUAUUUCGAACAUAUUGGGCGUUUGGUCAAUCAGAAAAAACAACUUCUAGCACCAGCACCAUCACUUCCGAGUGGGCCAGCAGCACUACCAUCAGACGCUUCUUCGCCCCCGUCUGAGAGUAAUGGCAACCGACAUGAUCAAGGGCAAGGUCAAGGACCAUCAACAGCUGCAUCCUCUUCCUCUAGCAACGGCCAUCCUCAACGGUCUCCUAUAAAUGCAGCAGGUUCUGGCGGCUCACCCCCAAGCCCCGAGCAGGUGUCUCGUGGCCGGCAAGGUCUAUCUUGUCCUGAAGAGGAAGUAGAACAAAAUGUUGCUGCAGGAGUUGUAUCUUCAUCUAGUUCUAGUGCGUUGGCGGGUGGUGGAACUUUAGCAAGCGCAAACGGAGGAAGCACCUCAACAUUAUCGCCCGCGUCAAGAACAGCCGGUUCUAAUGCAGUAGCGUCAUCAUCAGGCGGCUCUGGGGAUGCUCCUGAAGAGACGAGAAACGGAGACGUUUCAGUGAGCGGAGCAUCAGGGGAUGUUGGAAGUGUGCAGAACGAGCCACCACCGGAGGAAGUGUCUUCGAUUAUGAAAAGAUUUUAGAAGUGGGUCGAUUAUAUUAUGUUCUCUAUCUUCUUUACUAGUAUCUAAUGAAUAUGUUGAAUCUAAGUUACGACCCCUUCAGGAGCCGCCUCCUGAACAACCAGACGUGUUAGAAGUAGAUGGUUUUAGCACCCCUACUCGACGUUCGCGUGAACAACAGAACAUCAUCAAUCAAGGUGAAAGGAGAAGCAUGAUCCACGCCCCCCUUGAAGAAGAUGGUGUACUAGAGAGUGAUGUCGAGGAAAAGCAUCUCUUUAUCGGUGCCGAGGCAUCAUUCUGGUUACGACAGGAGAGUGAUGAAGACGACCUCGCCCAAACUAUCGAUAGUCUCGGCAUCUUCUCUCCCGACAGAGUGAGGGUCUAUUUUCCUUUGAACAACAACUCAGAUAGCGACGUAGCUGGUGGUGGUACGCACUGGAGCCUUCUUUGCUUCGAGCUGCCUGGUCGUGGUCGUGGUGAAGAUAGAAUCGUGUCGAGUACUUCUGGAGUCUGGCGACAUUUUGAUUCUGGAGGGUCUAUGAAUUUCCCCGUUGCAGUGGAAUUCGCUACAAAGCUCAGUCGAUUCUUCACGGGCAGUUCAGGCGGAAGUGGUGAAGCACCACACAUAGUCCAAGAAAAGGUACCGCAGCAGGCUAACAAUCAUGAUUGUGGCUUGUACACCAUCUGCUUCGCAGAACUCAUAGCCGCGACCACCAGUGAUCAGGAUACGCGGGGCUCGCUUGACACGCUGACACCUCUAGGUGUAACAAGAAAGCGUCUGGAGAUAAAAGAAUUGAUCCAAAACUACGUGUCCGAACAGGGUAAGAGGUAGUAGAUUUCGAGUAAAGGUGUAGUACUGCUGUGUGGUUGCAUCACUUGUGAUAUUGUUGUAUCGGGAUCGUUCUCCUCCAUCUUCCCUGAUGCAUAAAAAAACACCUCAUCCUCAAUCAUUUCACGGGAAGCGCAUGGUGGUGAGAAGAAGAGGGGAGAAAAUGAAAAACUAAACUUAUUGAUACUCGCUUCGCGAUAUGUGAAUGUGCUCCCUUGUCGUUGCACGCAUUUAUCUUGAGAUGUGUGCCGCUUGUCUUCGGAAUCGCUUACAUGACCAUAUUGUUAGUGGAAAAAGAAUAAGUAAGAGGAUGUGAUAGGAGAACGAUCAUGAGUAUCGGUGGAAUGUAUUGGGCUGGUGAGAUAAUCAAGAUAUUUCAGGUGUGUCAUAGCCUACAGCCUGUUCAGCUGAUGCUUCUUUCAAACAACGUACUAGACACCAAGGGUUACUGAAGGUCGAUGUGAAGAGUAAACCGACAACUUUAUUAUAACCAUUCUGAUGAACAAGAACAAGGUAAAGGAGAACAAGGGUUCUUCAUCUUCGAUUUUCUUCAUGUCCUCUGGUGCAAACAUCCGAUCCUCAGGGGAUGGGGAGCACUUCCGAUACUCAGGCAGCAC
Molecule: messenger RNA, 2290 nt
Organism: Amoebophrya sp. A25
Lineage: Eukaryota; Dinophyceae; Syndiniales; Amoebophryaceae
Source: the annotation of a GenBank genome assembly